Messenger RNA from Colletotrichum truncatum, 666 nucleotides. RefSeq names its product DNA replication complex gins protein sld5. Gene Ontology annotation, cellular component: GINS complex. The record is from RefSeq and is a predicted model, not a curated record. Gene Ontology annotation, biological process: DNA-templated DNA replication; double-strand break repair via break-induced replication. Lineage: Eukaryota; Fungi; Ascomycota; Sordariomycetes; Glomerellales; Glomerellaceae.
AUGGACAUUGACGACAUCCUCCGCGAAGUCGACCCCGUGUCGUACUCCAUUCCCUCCGAGACACGCGACUUACAGGCUCUGACGCGUGCCUGGGUAGCAGAGCGUUCCGCUCCCGAACUCCUAGAAUGGCCUCCAGACGGCCUCUUUGAGCGCGUCAACGACCGCAUCAAAAGCCAAAUUGAAAAAGUUGAAGACAUGACAGGCGACAUGGACCCCAAAACCAACUUCGCCUUGAUCGUGAUCCAGACGGAACUCGAGCGCUUCAAGUUUCUCGUCAGGAGUUACCUCCGGGCUCGUAUAGCAAAGAUCGACAAGCACGCCCUCCACUACCUCUCUUCGCCCAGCCUCCGCUCCCGUUUGUCGGAAACCGAGCUUGCCUACGCGACGCGCCAUCAGGCCCUGCUACACAACCAUUACCUCUCCUCUUUUCUCUCUUCCUUCCCGCAGCCCCUACAGAACCUGAACGACACUGCGGGUAACAUUAGCAUGAUUGACGGGCCGGACGUCGAUACCGCUGUAUUCAUCCGUUUGCUGAGAGACGCCGCGGUCGAGGGCAAAGGUACUGAUUCAGAUGGUGUUGUGGAUGGCAAGGCCGGGGAUAUUCUUAUUCUGAGGUGGUCGAGUGCGAAGCCAGUUGUUGAUGCAGGUGACGCUGAGCUUGUUUGA